Messenger RNA from Betta splendens (Siamese fighting fish), 2822 nucleotides. It is a transcript of the gene clec14a, whose product is annotated as C-type lectin domain containing 14A. Lineage: Eukaryota; Metazoa; Chordata; Actinopteri; Anabantiformes; Osphronemidae. The coding region runs from base 680 to 1819 and encodes 379 amino acids. Gene Ontology annotation, molecular function: calcium ion binding. Gene Ontology annotation, biological process: positive regulation of axonogenesis. Gene Ontology annotation, cellular component: cytoplasm. The transcript has 2 exons. The record is from RefSeq and is a predicted model, not a curated record.
UGGCAACGGGCACCAUGGCUACUGGGCCAACCCCUAAGUCAAAGCACCAUUUCCUGCCAUUCUUCACUCACUUCCUGCAGGAAGCAUCUGCAUGAUCAGCUCCCCUUUCGGAUAUAUUUCAGUUAUGUAGUGCGUGUGUUCAAACCUUUGUCCGGUUGUGAGGACACAUUUAUAACAGCUCACAGCCACAGACAGACCUAAGUGUGUGUUUGACUCUAACCAGACAAAGCUCUGUGGCACCUGCUACUUCACCUCUGAUGCUCCUUUCACUUCAUGUUGUGCCUCUGGAAAGACUUUCAACCAUUUCAGGGAAAAGUCAUAGUCAUUAAGUUGAUUAAUAUUUACUAUGGUGUCUAAAAUCCACAAAAAAAUUUGAAAAUUCUAGAAUUCUAGAAAUCUAGAAUUCGUCACUUAAUCAAGCUUUUCAUUCCUUAAUUUGAAAAACAAUGAAAGUCAUUUUUGGUCCAAACGUAAUCUCAGCAGUUUCAGAACCUGAGGUUUUUGCUAAGUGCCGACUACAGCCAUGCUUAUCUGAAGGAAACCGGGAUCAUAUCAAGACACAGCACACUUCCUGCCCUGCAGCAGUGGUUGGUGUCACCAGAGCUGCUGGGAAGGAGAAGCAACGAGCAGCCAACAGCAGGAGAAGAGCUUGGAGAAUCUGAAGUCUUCCGCAGACAACAUGGCGUCUGGACUCUGCUCUUAUUGGACUUAUCUUUGGACUGUUGUACUAUUCAGAACCAUCUCUGCAGACUCAACUUACAUCCUCUCUGACGACGCACUCGCAUUUGACCUGGCCCUGCAGAAGUGUGCUCCCAGGGUGCUCACCACCUUUGCUACCAAGCAGGAAAUCCAUGAAAUCCUGAAUCUCAUCUCUGGUUCUGGGUCAUCUCAGAGUAGCUUCACCGUCUGGAUUGGACUAAACAAACAGAAGACAAACUGCACGGACCAUCGGAAACCUCUCAGAGGAUUCAUGUGGACAGAGACCCGCAGCGAAGACUCAGAGGCGGCACACUGGGCCGAGGAACCAGAGAACACCUGCACUUCUGUUCUAUGUGCGGCGGUUAGAGUGGACUUGGACGGAUCAAAAGUGACCCGAUGGGGUCUAAUUUCUGUCAGGUGUAAGAGCACACAUCGAUUCAUAUGCAAGUUGAAGGACGGACUGACAGCACAAACACCUAAGCACAAGGAGACCAGUACUGGACUGGCUACUUCAGAACCCAAACUAGCAACAUCUGGACCUAAGACCCCAGAAAUGCCUAAUGCAGAACCAGGUACACCUGAACCUAAGCUUCUCACACGACUUGACCCAGAAGUCGUGAAACCCACCACUGGACCUAAACAGGUGGGACGUGACCAUGGUCUUGGCUUUGGACUAGCUUUGGGGUCAUGUAAACACCCCACCAUUCCUGAGUCCCGCUCUAUCACACUGGGUUCUGACCACAACAGGAUCAAGGUGGAGUGCUGGUCCAGUGAGCAGUUGGAGCUGUACUGUCGGGCUCGUCUUGCCAUGUGGUUUCUGCCAGACAACUCUCCGGCCAACUUUAGCACCAUCUGCCAACGGUGUAGAGUUGGUUUCCAGAAAGAUGCUUCAGCAAACUGCGUGGACGUGGACGAGUGCAGCAGCGGCCACGCCCGCUGCAAACACACCUGUCUGAACACCGAGGGCUCCUACAGAUGCAUCUGUGCUGACGGGACCGGGAAGCAGCACCAGGAGGACUCGCCGGCCUGCACCGCCUCAGUAGCAGCUGUGGGCAGUGGGUCACUUUUCAAGAUCCUGAUUCUGGUACUGGUUGCUAUGAGCAACAGUAAUGUGCUCUGAUGAGAUGACACAGGAAUGAAUGAGCGGAGCUCUGGCUGGUCAGCAAGCAUGAACUGCCCAGUUUUACGUAAAGGUUUUUUUUCAAUUUGAAGACAAUUUUAGAAUCCAAUUUUGUUUUGUGUGUGAAAGUCUGAAACCAACUCAGAACCAGAAUCCUCCAAGGAAAAUGCUUCAGGGUUUGACACAAAUCACAAAGAUGUACUGAUUAAAAUAUAGAGCAUUUGGUGACCAGAACCAUGUUCACACACCGCUGCAGGAGAAGAUGAUGUCACCAUUAGAGCUUUGGCCAGCUACAGCAUCACACAAGUGUCAGCGUGUACAAGUGCUGGUUAUAAUAACUAUUGAACUUUAAAACUAUAAAACACCAGACAGUUCUGAGCAUGUUAACAUCAAUUUCUAAUGAUUUAUCUUUUACUUUAGCUGCUUAUUCAAUUACAAAUUAAUUGUUUUUUAAUUAGUUCUAGAUCACUGCCUUUAGCCAGGAUUUAACUUUUUCUUUAAUUACAGCAGCCAUAUUUACCUUUUUACAUAUUGUAUGUUUGAUUUCUGCUUUGUGAGUUUAGUCAGUGAUUAUUUUGCCGACUCUCUGAUUGAUACAUGUGAUCUGUAAACUACACUUAUCCCAACUAGACCAGGCUGACUCAGCUGCUGCAUCUGAUCUUGACUAAUGGCAUGAGCCACGCUGGAUGAGUAUAGUCAAACAGUUCAAACCAGUUUGUUUCCGACAAAAUUUGUUGAUUUUCUGUGGCGACCAGAACUGGGCCAUGGACCUGUUUGACAUAGUGAGAAGUUUUAUUUUAUUUUUUUUACAGUAAUUGCACUGCCGACAGGCUUUUCUGCUUCUGGCUUCAUCUGGACGAGGACCAGAUUCCGGAAACCUCAAAUCUCAGAUGUGGAAAGGGACCGAAUAGGUUUAAAAACGUACUUACACCAAGUAUUUAAUUUCUUCAGAUUAAAUGAUACUUUACUGAUUAAAAUAAAUGAAACAUAGUGUGCUCCAUUG